Messenger RNA from Peromyscus leucopus (white-footed mouse), 2849 nucleotides. It is a transcript of the gene N4bp3, whose product is annotated as NEDD4 binding protein 3. The coding region runs from base 821 to 2437 and encodes 538 amino acids. The transcript is spliced from 5 exons. Gene Ontology annotation, cellular component: cytoplasmic vesicle. The record is from RefSeq and is a predicted model, not a curated record. Lineage: Eukaryota; Metazoa; Chordata; Mammalia; Rodentia; Cricetidae.
UUAGCGUCUCUAAGCCAGCGCCACUUCCACUCUCUCUUCCUACCCUCUUCCCCCAGGGCGAGCUAGGAGAGAUCCUGGGAGGGGGUGAAGUUCCAUCCCACCCAGCCUAUCCGUAGAUGCCCUUGAGAGAAACAAGCAUGGGGGCUGGGCAGGCUACACAGACAGCCGUGUAUGCGGGUGGAAGGUGACCCCUAGCUGGGACAGCUGGGUGUAGUAUCGAGGGCUUCACUGGGGGGAUCCAGAUUGGCCCUCGGAGUGGGAUCUUAGACGAGUCGUUCUUCCUUUUAAGCCUCAGUUUCCUAUCUGUAGAUAGGAUCCUUACUACCCUGUCAGUCUCCACCGACUACUGUGGAGAAAGGAUGUGUGACAUUAUGAAAUAGAAGAGCUGAGAAACACUGAAAAAGCCCUGUGCAUUGAGCCAAUCGGAAUAAUUCUGCCGAGGGGGCAGGGUAUACCAGCACCCCCACCACCUCUCAGGCUGUCCCCAUUUUGGGAGUUGGGACAUUCCAGUCUCAUUCCUCUGGGGCAGCUGCAGACACACCCCUCAGAAGGGCUGAUCCCCCCCAGCAGGUGGUGUGACCCUCCCCUGGGGCACGCUGAUGGGACUAAUGGCAGUGCAGACAGACAGUGCUCCUACCACACGGAGGCCGAGGUGCCCCAACUCAAAGGAAAUGCAAGGAAAGCUGCGUCUUUGAAGCCAGGACACUUCCUCCCGUGCGGCUGAACAUGACCUUGGUCACGCAUGUCGUUUUACCUCCUGGUCUCCUUGUUUCCUCUAGCAAAGCAAAAAAGUCAGCUGCCUGUGCCCUGUUGAACCUUCAUGGCCACAGCCUCCGGCCCUGCUGGCAUUGCCAUGGGCAGCGUGGGCAGCCUAUUGGAACGGCAGGACUUUUCCCCCGAAGAACUUCGAGCUGCACUGGCUGGGUCCCGGGGCCCCCGGCAGGCCGAUGGGCUCCUCCGGAAAGGCCUGGGCCAGCGUGAGCUCUUCAGCUACCUGCAUCUCCCCAAGAAGGACGGCAAGAGCAGUAAGCGAGCGCCUCGGAAUGAGCCGGACUAUGCCACCCUCUACUACCGCGAGCAUCCUCGGGCUGGUGACUUCAGCAAGACUUCCCUGCCUGAGCGGGGUCGCUUUGACAAGUGCCGAAUUCGUCCGUCGGUGUUCAAGCCUCCUGUGGGCACUGGGAAAGGCUUCCUGUCCAUGCAGAGCCUGGCAGCCCACAAGGGCCAGAAGCUGUGGCGAAGCAAUGGCAGUCUGCACACGCUGGCCUGCCACCCACCCCUGAGCCCUGGGCCUCGGGCCAGUCAGGCCCGUGCACAGUUGCUUCACGCCCUCAGCCUGGAUGAAGGUGGCCCUGAGCCCAGUCUUUCGGACUCUUCCAGCGGGGGUAGUUUUGGCCGGAGUCCAGGCACCGGCCCCAGCCCCUUCAGCUCCUCUUUGGGCCACAUUAAUCACCUUGGGGGUUCACUGGACCGCGCUUCAAGGAGCCCCAAGGAGUCUGGACCUCUGGCUGUACUGAGCUGCCUGCCUGAGCCACCUCCCCCCUACGAGUUCUCCUGCCCCGCUGGUGAGGAGGUAGCCAUGUUGCCUGAGACCUGCGAGGAACUCAAGAGGGACCUCAGUGACCAGGAUGUCUCUAACCCCUUCACCCAGGUGCUAGAGGAGCGCCAGCGGUUGUGGUUGUCCGAGCUGAAGCGCCUGUAUGUGGAGCGGCUGCAUGAGGUGGCCCAGAAAGCCGAACGCAGCGAGCGCAACCUGCAGCUGCAGCUGUUUAUGGCCCAACAGGAGCAGCGGCGCCUGCGCAAGGAGCUGCGGGCUCAGCAGGGCCUGGCCCCGGAGCCUCGGACCUCUGGUCCCCAAGUGGAGGCUGACCCCAAUGCCCGGGCAGAGGAGGAAGCCCGAUGGGAGGUGUGCCAGAAGACGGCGGAGAUUAGUCUGUUGAAACAGCAGCUUCGGGAAGUCCAGGCGGAGCUGGCCCAGAAGCUGGCUGAGAUCUUCAAUCUGAAGACGCAGCUUCGGGGCAGCCGGGCGCAAGCCCAGGCUCAGGACGCUGAGCUGGCUCGGCUGCGGGAGACGGUGCGCAGCCUGCAGGAGCGGGCGCCUCCUCGGGAGGAAGCUCCAGGCAGCUGUGAGACGGAUGACUGCAAGAGCAGGGGACUGCGGGGGGAGGCGGGAGGCAGCGAAGCCCGAGAAGGGGCCGAGCAGCUGCGGGCUGAGCUGCUGCAAGAGCGGCUUCGUGGCCAGGAGCAGGCGCUGCGCUUCGAGCAGGAGCGGCAGACUUGGCAGGAGGAGAAGGAGAGGGUGCUGCGCUACCAGCGAGAAAUCCAAGGGGGCUACAUGGACAUGUACCGCCGGAACCAGGCGCUCGAGCAGGAGCUGCGGGCGCUGCGGGAGCCCCCGACAUCCUGGAGUCCCCGACUGGAGUCCUCCAAAAUCUGACGCUAGCCCAGUGUGCUGACAGCAGGCAUGCUGUCAGAAAACACCAUGAGAGGGCAGGCUCCUCCCUUGCACUGGUCUGCGGCAGAAUCUGUAGAGGGCCAGUUCAGGGAUGGGAGGCCCACCCAGAGGAGGGCUCCGGCAGGCAACGGGCUGGAUUAGGUGCCUGCUCCAGAAGCUGUGGCACAGCCUUGCUGGCAGAGAAACAGACCCAGGCAGGGCCCAGCCCUGCUCCCUUCAGUGGGUGUGACCCAGUAAAGUAGGUUGGAGCCAUCGAAACCUCGGCCCCAGGAUGCAGAAGGGCAGGAGCGAGGGCGGGUAGCUGGAGACCUGGCAUGAGGUCUACCUCCACGGAAGGAGCCAGGGGUGGGAAGACUGGCCUCCUCCAGAAUAAAAGCACAUUUUCUAUAAGGAG